AUGGCCCUCAACAAAGUCCACCCUCACAUACCCAACCUAGUGAUCCAGCAAAUUAUUCGACUACUUCCCACUAAAGCUGCUGUUCGCAUGAGCUUUCUUUCCAGACAAUGGGAAGAGGUAUUGUCUUCAGUUCCCAUAUUAGAUUUCAACGAAUGUGGUGAGCAGCCUCAUAACUCUGAUCGCAACGAUUUUCAACAACAACAUAGGAAGUUUAUCAACAAUAUCCUGAAAAGGUACUUGGAACGCUGUGACAAAAACCAGCACAAACAGCUCUUGGAGAAAUUCAGGCUUCACAUGAUGUAUUUAUCCGAAGACACUGCCAUUGUAGAUAGGUUGUUAAGUUUUUCCUUUGAGAGAGGCGUCAAAGAGUUGGAGAUCAGCCUUAGAGUUAGUAAAUCACAUUGGGCUCGGGGUGGGGUUAAUAGCUACUAUUGCUUCUGCUUAUCUCCUUCAACACUUGCUAAUGCAAAAUCUAUAACUACCCUAAAGUUGGAGUACAUGAGAAUAAAAGAGGUCGACCUUCAAUGUGAUAUGAACCUGCCUAAAUCUACAACCCUUCUCCCCUCUUUGAAAACCAUGCAUGUGCCUCAAGAACGUGCACUUCAACUUUCUCUACUACUUGAUUCGAGAGUGCCCUUCCAUCGAGCAUUUGUCAUUGAUCGAUCUCAUGUUCUUUUGACAAACCUGUAG
Molecule: messenger RNA, 690 nt
Organism: Rosa chinensis
Lineage: Eukaryota; Viridiplantae; Streptophyta; Magnoliopsida; Rosales; Rosaceae
Product: putative F-box/LRR-repeat protein At5g41840
Exons: 1
Coding region: 1-690 (229 amino acids)
Molecular function (GO): protein binding
Source: RefSeq, a predicted model, not a curated record